GCUCCCAGAAAUGGGAAGCAAUCAACAUGAAGAAUUUGGUGUAGGAGGUGGAAGAUCAGCAAGCUCUUCUUCAAGGAAAACAAAGAAGAACAGCCAAGCAAAGCAGCCAAAGCUGCCACAAAGAGGACUGGGAGUUGCUCAGCUUGAAAAGAUCAGAAUUCAGAGUCAGAUGAUGGCUACUUAUAAUCUCCAAUCACUUCAUCAUCCCUUUCAUUCUAAUCCAACCAUGGAGGAGCCUAUAACUUCAUCCUCACUUAAUGGUGCAGCAAAUUCAGUGUUCAGUGUUCAUCCCAAUUUCUUGAUGAGCUGUGGAGAAAAUAUAGUUAGUGCAGAUACAAGAUUUGGAGGCAUGCAGUCUAGUAAGGCUAGGUAUUUAGUACCAGAUCAUGAGGUUAAUAGUGUGCCACAGGGAGAUCAUCUUCAGCCUGUGACUCGCCCACUCAUGAUGGAUCACGUACAAAGGAGAAUCCACCAUGAACACGACUACUUCGCCGGAUCAUUAAGCCAAGUCUCAGACUCAAGCGAUUCGCAAGAACUAGAUUUGGAGCUGAGAUUAUAGAUGAA
Messenger RNA from Phalaenopsis equestris, 564 nucleotides. Its product is annotated as protein SPEAR3-like. The transcript is spliced from 5 exons. Gene Ontology annotation, molecular function: DNA-binding transcription factor activity. The record is from RefSeq and is a predicted model, not a curated record. NCBI's taxonomy places the organism in Eukaryota, Viridiplantae, Streptophyta, Magnoliopsida, Asparagales, Orchidaceae. Bases 11 to 559 code for a protein of 182 amino acids.